Dendrobium catenatum is the source of this 526-nucleotide messenger RNA. Its product is annotated as eukaryotic translation initiation factor 1A-like. Gene Ontology annotation, cellular component: cytoplasm. Lineage: Eukaryota; Viridiplantae; Streptophyta; Magnoliopsida; Asparagales; Orchidaceae. Bases 4 to 321 code for a protein of 105 amino acids. Gene Ontology annotation, biological process: translational initiation. Gene Ontology annotation, molecular function: RNA binding; translation initiation factor activity. The record is from RefSeq and is a predicted model, not a curated record. The transcript has a single exon.
CGCAUGCUCGGAAAUGGCCGUUGCGAGGCCAUGUGCAUCGACGGAACCAAGCGCCUCUGUCACACCCGCGGCAAGAUGCACAAGAAGGUUUGGAUUGCCGCCGGUGAUAUAGUUCUCGUCGGUCUCCGCGAUUUCCAAAACGACAAGGCUGAUGUCAUCUUCAAAUACAUGCCUGACGAGGCCCGCCUUCUCAAAGCCUAUGGCGAGCUCCCAGAAACCACUCGCCUCAACGAGGGCAUCGCUGGUGGCGUAGACGAUGAGGACGAAGGAGCCGGAGACGACUACAUCGACUUCGAGGAUGAGAAUAUUGACAAGAUCUAGUUUCCCACACGGAGCUACGCGCCACCAUCACCAGAAAUUAUUUUGUGCAGUUCUGAGGUGAAUUCUGACAUGCGACGUCACGGAGGCCCAAUAAAUUCACUGACAUGGCCUAUUCAGAUUUCAAAUCUCUCAAAAUGAAAUCUGUUUCAAACAUAUAUGUCAUGGUUCCUUAUUUCGACAGGGUGCAAAUAUCUCAAUUUCACUC